CCUCUGUCACACCGGAAGCGGAAGACGAGCUGUUGCUGUGUCGGUGUCUGUGUCACGGGUUAUUCGGUACCGAGAUGGGUCGCGGGGGCGGAACGUUUGAAAGGCUGCUGGAUAAAGCCACCAGCCAGCUCUUGCUGGAGACUGAUUGGGAGUCCAUUCUGCAGAUAUGUGAUAUGAUUCGUCAGGGAGACACCCAAGCUAAAUAUGCAAUGAAUGCCAUCAAGAAGAAGGUCAAUGACAAGAAUCCACACGUGGCUCUAUUUGCUCUCGAGGUUCUGGAGUCUGUGGUGAAAAACUGCGGCCAGACUGUGCACGAUGAGGUGGCGAACAAGCAGACCAUGGAGGAACUGAAAGAACUACAGAAGCGACAGGUGGAGCCCAACGUACGAAACAAGAUCCUUUACCUGAUCCAGGCGUGGGCCCAUGCCUUUCGUAACGAGCCAAAGUAUAAGGUUGUGCAAGAUACAUACCAAAUCAUGAAAGUGGAGGGUCAUAACUUCCCUGAGUUUAAGGAGAGCGAUGCCAUGUUUGCCGCAGAGCGGGCUCCUGAGUGGGUGGAUGCUGAGGAGUGCCACCGUUGUCGGGUGCAGUUUGGGGUAAUGACCCGAAAGCACCAUUGCCGUGCUUGUGGGCAGAUCUUCUGUGGGAAAUGUUCUUCCAAAUACUCUACCAUCCCGAAGUUUGGAAUUGAGAAGGAGGUUCGAGUUUGUGAGCCUUGCUUCGAGCAGCUCAACAAGAAAGGUGAGGGCAAAUCCACAUCAAGUGGAGAGUUGCCCCCCGAGUAUCUUACCAGCCCUCUAUCUCAGCAAUCACAGACACAGGUGGGGCAGGAGGAGCCGGGAGCGGCAGGGACAGAGACUUCCAACAGAAAGAUGCCCCCCAAGCGUGAUGAGGCAGCCCUGCAGGAGGAGGAGGAGCUGCAGCUAGCAAUCGCCCUGUCUCAGUCUGAGGCCGAGGAAAAAGAGCGGAUGAAGCAAAAGACCACCUAUGGCAUGUACCCAAAGACUGAUCCUACGCCCGUUACCUCGUCUGCCCCUCCAGCCAGCACACUGUACUCCACUGUUGCAAACUCAUCUGCCCCUCUUGCUGAGGAAAUCGACCCAGAGCUUGCUCGUUACCUCAAUCGUAACUACUGGGAGAAGAAGCAAGAGGAGGUGAGAAAAAGCCCCACUCCAUCCGCACCCAUUCCAAUGGCAGAGCCGGUGGUCCAGGCGAGUGAGGUGCCUCCAGUGAGCAUGGUGAAUGUGAUGGAGCAGCAGUACCAGAAUGGGGAAUCUGAGGAGAACCACGAACAAUUCCUGAAAGCCCUGCAGAAUGCUGUCACCACCUUCGUCAACCGAAUGAAGAGCAACCAUAUGCGUGGCAGGAGUAUCACCAACGACUCUGCCGUUCUUUCCCUCUUCCAGUCCAUAAACAACAUGCACCCACAGCUACUGGAGCUGCUCAAUCAGCUAGACGAGAGGCGCUUGUACUACGAAGGACUGCAGGACAAGUUGGCCCAGAUCAGGGAUGCAAGGGGUGCACUAAACGCACUCCGUGAGGAGCACCGCGAGAAGCUACGCCGUGCCGCGGAGGAGGCAGAGAGACAGCGGCAAAUCCAGCUGGCACAGAAACUGGAGAUAAUGAGGCAAAAGAAGCAGGAAUACCUAGAAAUGCAACGGCAGCUCGCCAUCCAACGACUGCAGGAGCAAGAGAAGGAAAGACAGCUUCGGUUGGAGCAACACAAACAGACCAUCCAAAUGAGGGCUCAGAUGCCAGCUUUCUCAUUGCCUUAUGCUCAGCUACAGUCACUGCCAGCAUCAGGAGGAGUCAUGUACCAGCCCUCUGGGCCAAAUGCUUACCCUGGCACAUUCAGUCCAUCAGGCUCUGUAGAGGGGUCCCCAAUGCAUGGUGUGUAUAUGAAUCAGCCAGGUCAGGCAACCUCUGCUCCUUACCCACCCAUGCAGGUGCCGGGCACAGAUCCCAACAUGGUGAAUGCCUACAUGUAUCCAGGUGGCUCUGCGCCCUCAGCUCAGCAAGGGCAACCAGUGCCAACCACCAACCCAACAUAUACCUCUUACCAACCUACACCUACCCAGCCUUACCAGAAUGUGGCUUCACAGAGCCUUCCUCCAAUGUCCCAGAAUCCUCCAGCAGGCGGCAUGGGUUACAUGCCCACUCAGAACGUUCCAAUGGGUUACCAGCCGUACAAUAUGCAGAACCUCAUGACCACUCUCCCUGGUCAGGAUCCAGCUCUGAGCAACAUGCCCUCUCAGCAGCCUUUCCUUGGAGGACAGCAACCUAUGUACCAGCCAAUGCCAGUAGGAGCUGGUCAACAGCAACCUCAACAGCAGCAACCAGCACAUGGCCAGCAGGGGCCGGGGGGCAGCGAAGCCCAGCUCAUCUCAUUUGACUGAUCCUUGAAGCCAUCUUUCUCUGUUCCUUUAAACAUGUCCGAUUUAGCUAUCCUUGUAUGCUGCCUCUCCUGCCCCCAGUGUGUUUAGCAUGUAGCCCGCUGCAGUAAAACACUACAUUAAUGUAAUUGCCAUUUCCAGUGUCUCACACUAUGACCGCAAGCUUCCUUCCUCCGAUAUAAUAUCACCAGAUCCCAGAGGAGCACUCUACGUUAACCAGAGGCUUACUCUCUCUGUAACACCUGAUUCUCACAUCUUGUUUGUCUUUAAAAUAGCUUGUAUUUAUACAGAGUACCCCUAGUCCACGCGAGCAAUCUCUGUAAAAAGACCCAUGUCGAAUGCAUGCUCCUGCUGUCGUGGAACGACUUACCAUUGCCUCCCAACAAGAAGCCAGUUUAUCAUUUUAAUAGUGAUAAUAGUACCCACAAUUUGAGUUAUGCCUCUAGAGAACAUUAGCUGCUCCUUUUUUUUUUUUUUUUUCUACUAAUCAUAGAGAGUGAAACUGUUUGUUACCAGCUAUGAAGUGGUUUGCCAUCCACAGGAAAUGGCAACAGAGAAAUGUGAAGCUGUCUGUGUAUCUUAACUCCUAACUGUAAUAGGGGAUCAUAAAGCUAAGUAUCCAUUAACUACAAUCUCCAAGAUGUAUUUUCAUUACGAUAUUAAAGAAACACUUUGUAGAAUGCCCUCCCCACCUCCCUGUAAGGAAUCAAACUGAUUUAAUUUAUUACCUGUGGCACGCCAGGCACUGCUCUCCGCCUUCACUACUUCCUAUGGAGAGAUACAAGCUCUGUCUGAGCUAAGCCCAGCGAUGCCGUCUCGGUUUCAUUGCUUGAAGUGUGCCUUUCAAAGCUAAAGCUAUUUAUCCUGUAAGUGUUCAGUAACUCAUGUUUAGUUCCAGGGACUCUGCUUUUCUGCUGUAUCAGAUGUGUUAUAUCUGCAUUGAUGUUUGUAAUAUGACUUACAUAGGGAAUAAAAAAAAAAAAACUUUGCAUAUGUAGUCGAUAAAGCAGAAUAUUUAAUAGGACACCUAUCGACAUACUACCAAAAUGAGCAAGUAAGGAAGGAGGGCAAUUGAUUGAGAAAUUGAAUACUUCUACCCCUUGAUAUCAGAAUGACAUAUUGCAUACAAUAAAACAGACUAAUGAUUUUACAUACCGGUGUGGUGGUGAUCGCCAGAAAAGGGCCCCCAAUUUACAAAACCUUUAUUUCUUUACAAACUAGCAUUUCCUGGCACAAUGUAUAGAUCACGGGAAUUAGAAUGCCGACUUCCUAGCUCUCAGAGACUUUCAUUUUCCCGAACCAGGAAAUUUUCUGGGUUUGUGUCAAAGAUAAAUGGAAAAUAAAGUUUAACAAAACAGCUGAAGAUUUUAUAAUGUGAG
Molecule: messenger RNA, 3772 nt
Organism: Pelobates fuscus (common spadefoot toad)
Lineage: Eukaryota; Metazoa; Chordata; Amphibia; Anura; Pelobatidae
Gene: HGS
Product: hepatocyte growth factor-regulated tyrosine kinase substrate
Exons: 22
Coding region: 75-2396 (773 amino acids)
Biological process (GO): receptor internalization; endocytic recycling
Cellular component (GO): early endosome
Molecular function (GO): phosphatidylinositol binding; metal ion binding; ubiquitin binding
Source: RefSeq, a predicted model, not a curated record